ACCCCGACGAGGAGCGGAAGCGAGGCGGUAGUACCGCUUCAGCGACCGGACGGCGGCGGCGGCGGAGACUGUGGCGGUGACGGCGGCGGGAACAGUCGCUGCCCUCGCGGAGCAGCAGCGGGGUCGGCGGCCGCUCGCACCGUUGCGGAGGGGCCGGCCGGGCGCGGAGCGGAGCAGCUGCGCCACGAGCCAGCACAACACAGGAUAUCCUAGGGUGGCAUUGUGUGUCCCGGAGUGCAGGAGCGAGUCCCAGCCGAGAGGCGAGGCUGAGCCCAGAGCACUGGGUUGCUUCAGCAGGGAAGACUCCCUUCCCCCCUGCUUCAGGCUGCUGAGCCCUGAGCCCCGCUCAGAAUGGAAGCCAUCGCCAAAUAUGACUUCAAAGCCACCGCAGACGACGAGCUGAGCUUCAAAAGGGGGGACAUCCUCAAGGUUUUGAAUGAAGAAUGUGAUCAGAACUGGUACAAGGCAGAGCUCAAUGGGAAAGACGGCUUCAUCCCCAAGAAUUACAUAGAAAUGAAACCACAUCCGUGGUUUUUUGGCAAAAUCCCCAGAGCCAAGGCAGAAGAAAUGCUUAGCAAACAGCGGCACGAUGGGGCCUUUCUUAUCCGAGAGAGUGAGAGUGCUCCUGGGGAUUUCUCCCUCUCUGUCAAGUUUGGAAAUGAUGUACAGCACUUCAAGGUGCUCCGAGAUGGGGCUGGAAAGUAUUUCCUCUGGGUGGUCAAGUUCAAUUCUUUGAAUGAGCUGGUAGAUUAUCACAGAUCUACAUCCGUCUCCAGAAACCAGCAGAUAUUUCUCCGGGACAUAGAGCAGGUGCCACAGCAACCGACGUACGUCCAAGCCCUCUUUGACUUUGAUCCCCAAGAGGAUGGAGAGCUGGGAUUCCGUCGGGGAGACUUUAUCCACGUCAUGGAUAACUCAGACCCCAACUGGUGGAAAGGGGCUUGCCACGGGCAGACCGGCAUGUUUCCACGCAAUUACGUCACCCCCGUGAACCGGAACGUCUAAGAGUCAAGAGAUUAUUUAAAGAAAGCGAAAAAUUUUAAACACGUACAAAAGAAUUAAACCCAUGAGCUGCCUCUAUCAGCAGCCUGUGAGGGAGCUCAGAAUACCCAGCUGGGUCACCUGGUGACCCUCUCACUUUGGUUGGAACUCUGGGGGGUGGGCGGGGGAGUUGGAUAUAACAAUGCCAAAACUUACCUAUAAAUUAAGAAAAGAGUUUUUAUUACAAAUUUUCACCACUGCUCCUAUUCCUCCUCCUUUGUCCUUUUUUUCAUCCUGUUUCCUCUUCUGUCCAUCAGUGCAUGACAUUUAAUGCCACAUAUAGUCCUAGCUGAUGCCAAUAAUAAAAGAAAAGAAACCACGUGGGCUGAUAUUUUCUCUAUGCAAAAUGUCUGUUUUAGUCGGGACGACAGAAAGAAGAACAGCCGCUUCUGUGUCCUGCGUUAUAUGCACACACACAGGAGCGGGCCGGGAGCGGGUGGCCCUUGCCCUUUAGCUUCUGCCAGAGGAGGGAGGGCAAGUGGGAACCUGCCUGCCAGCCCCCAGCCACCACCAGAAUGUUGUGUCAGAGUUGGAUGGGAGUGGGGGGGGGGUGCGCCCCUCAGGGCUUCCUGCGAGCCAGGCCCCAAACCUGUGUCUCUCUUCCACAUUGGUUUCCCUUUCAGAUGGUGUUCCUGAGCAUGUUGUUUUUCUUAGUGCCUUCUGCCUUAUUUCAAGGGUUGCUUAUGAGUGGUGGUUUUUAUUUGUUUUGUUUUAAAAAUAAGUUAAAGACAGCCAAUUUGUUUCCUACUCUGUGUAAAUAUUUUUUCCCUCGGGGGAGGGGAGGACAGGGUAGGGAAGAGGAGACGAGUGAGAUGAGGGUGUGGGCGUCCUGCCUGUGCACAGCCGGAGUCUUUAAGGUUCAGCUUUAAUAUUUGUAGCCCCUGGAGGUUAAGGGAGCCGGAGCCCCAGGGCACAGUGGGACCGGGUUACAGCCCUCCCCGCAUCUGACUGGAUCUGGCUGCAAGGGGGGCCAGGGUCCUUGACCUUGCGGUCUCAGGUGUUGUCUGUCCCCUCCGUAGCCCCAGACGCCCCCAGACACCAGUCUCUGGAGCCAGCAAGUUUCAAAUGCAGGAAGGUUUAAACUGUAUCAGGGUCUACCGUGUUCCUAUACUGGGGUGGGGUGUGCGGGCAGGAUGAGCGUUCUCCCUUCAUUUUUCUUGCUCUGAAAGCUAGGGGUAUCUGUUCAGGGCUUUCACCUUUUGUGUCCCCCACCUGAGCUGCCCAGGUGAGCUCCAGGCCGCAUUCAGGAAGCAGCUGGGUGGUUUUUCACGUCUCCAUUCACAGCGGGCUGUGUUCAUAGCUGCUCCACCCGACCCCCUGAAAAGGAAGUGUAUCCGUGACGCAGUGACAGUUGGAAGGAAGAUUGGAACGAUAGGAACGCUGAGUCCGUUGCAAAGCUCUUUCUGUCCGUCUCCCGUUGGCUUCUUGUCCCUUGCGGUGAUGUGCCUGUGGUCAUCCUCUCCCCACCCUUCCCACAACAAAAACGGGGCCACUGGGAGUUGCUGGCGGCCUUUGGCUUCUGAAGCGGUCGGUCGGCGUCUCCCCUGGACUCUGGUUAUGGAGCCGGACUCGGCCUGCAGCGGCCGGGGGCCCAGGAGGCGCUGCCCUCCCAGACAGAGCGUCCGCCUCUCGUCACCCCGUCCACUGGCUUCUCCUCUCCUUGCUGGUGAUGCGAGGAAUGUCUGGCAUUCUGCACCUGGACCAUUUGAUUGUUUUAUUUUGGAAUUGGUGUAUAUCAUGAAGCCUUGCAGAACUAAGUUGUGUGUGUAUAUAUUUAAAAGAAAAUCAGUGUUUAAAUAAAAGGACCUGUGUACUUAAUCCUUUAACUCUGCGGGUAGCAUUUGGUAGGUAGUGAUUAACUGUGAAUAAUAAACAUACAAUGAAUUCUU
This is a messenger RNA of Balaenoptera musculus (blue whale), 2930 nucleotides long. It is a transcript of the gene GRB2, whose product is annotated as growth factor receptor bound protein 2. The record is from RefSeq and is a predicted model, not a curated record. NCBI's taxonomy places the organism in Eukaryota, Metazoa, Chordata, Mammalia, Artiodactyla, Balaenopteridae. The transcript is spliced from 7 exons. Gene Ontology annotation, molecular function: protein binding. Bases 352 to 1005 code for a protein of 217 amino acids.